GUUUCUGUCCAUCAAAUAUUGAAAGGAGGGUUGGGUGGUAUGGCGGAGGGGGAGGAGGCCAUGAGCCAGGAGGACUGGAAGGAGAAGUGUAUGGUCCUGGAGGCCCUGCUCAUGAAGUUCAGAGUGCAGAUAAUCAAGAUUCGAGAACUCACCGCUGACAAGAUUCAACAAUUGGAGACGCAGGUGAUCGAUGCAGAAAAGCGGGCCUUCACCGCUCACCAACAGGUGCAGUGGAUGGAGGAGAAGCUGAAAGCUCCAGACAGCCAGUCCGGAGACUCUGAGGUGCGUUUGUUCCAGCGCUGCCAGGAGCUGCAGGCCUCGGUGCAGGAGAAGGAGGACGUCAUCGGCCAGCUGGAGCAACAGCUGGAGGAGCAGAAACAGAUCCGACUUCAGGAUGCCAAAACAGUGGAGGAGAAAGCAGCUAAGAUCAAGGAAUGGGUGAUGCUGAAGUUGUCAGAGUUCGAGGUGGAGAACGCAGCCUUAAGAGAAACCAACAGGCAGCAGGAGGCUCAGAUUGUGGAGUUACAGAAACAAGUGCAGGUCUUUGAGCAGAAGUGUGGUGGGGGACGAGGAGUCCUGUGCAGACCAGGGGAGGCCCAGCGUCUCAGCAGCCUGACGUUUGGCUGUUUCCAGGUGAGGGGGAAGAGCCCCCAGGUCCUCACUGGACCAGCACCCUGCCAGAGGAGCCUGAGCACCCAGGGAGAGUCUGAGGGCAGAGAUAAGACCGAGAGGAGUAGUAAGCAGCCAGUCUUCUCAGGGACAAACGGUGAAGUCCAGACCCCUGACCAGACUGGACUUCUGGGUAAUCCUCUGGAGGAAGGUGCAUCUGAAAGCCUGGGUGAGAAAGCACGUGGACCUGAGUCCCGCAGUGUCUCCUCCGUUCUCUCCAGCGCUGCAUCAGAGGGGGAGGGAGGAGGAGGGGGAGGGUGUGAGGGCAGAGGAGGAGGAGGAGGAGGAGGAGGAGGAGGAGAGGAGGAGGAGGAGGAGGGGUGUGCUCUGGAGUUCAGCCGCCCCGUUAGUGACACCUACCUGACUGCUUCGGACGACAGCAGCUCUCUGUUCGACGACGACAUGCAGCGUGCCGAGCGGCCCCGCUUCAGCCUGCUGGGCUCAUCCGAGGGGACUCUGGGAGGCUGUAAGGAUGGGGAGGAGGAGGGGGGGGCACACAGGGCCAAGCUAGAGGACUGCACCUCAGAGGAGCUCAACAAGCGAUUCCAGUCACAGAGACUUGACUCCUCGUCCUCUUCCGGCGAAGCUAACACCCCCAGCCCCAUCCUCACCCCGGCCCUCACCCCUAAACGACCCAACCCACCACAGGACCCGAGGGAUAACCCCGCGUCGCCCAAACAGCCCCGGCUGCGGACCCCAGCAGGGUUCGGGUUGACGAAUGUGGCUCUGGCCAAGAAACACCUGAGCCAGCCGCCGAUCAGCAGCGAGGCAGCACACGGACAAACACGCAACGCUCUCAGCAUGCUACGCCCCCUCCGGCCACAGGAAACUGACCUCGACCAGGAGCAGGAGGUUGGCAUGGAGACGGGAAGGGACACGCCUCCUCAAAGCCUCCCUUGCUCACAAGCUGCGCCUACAUCUCCAACCUUGCAGACAUCACCUGCUCCACCUGAAGCUGGUACAGAGACCAGCCAAGAGAAGGAAGACUGUGACAGCUCAGCACCGCCUACACCCCCUUUGCACAGAUUGCCCUCCUGGGAGAGUCGCAUCUAUGCUGUUGCUAAAUCAGGAAUCCGACUGUCUGAGACAUCCUGCACAGACACUGCAAGCAAAGACCCUCACCUCCAGUCCUCCUAUCCUGCCUUUGUAAUGUACACAUCCCUCAUUUAUAAAAACAUGACUACUCCAGUUUACACUACUCUGAAGGGGAAAGCCACCAUGCUGAGCAGCAGUCCGUUCUCAGACGAGUCGUCCAGCUCCGAGGAGUCCUCUAGCUCUGGAGAGGAGGACGGCUCCCUCUGCAGUUCCCACACCUCGUCCAGCUCCCGCAAGGACAGCAGCCCGGGCAGCCCGCGCUCUCUCAAGAGAGCUGUGUCCACAUCUUCUAUGACAUCAGAGAGCGACUAUGCUAUCCCUCCUGAUGCCUACUCCACCGACACAGAGUGCUCUGAACCGGAGCAAAAACUCCCCAAAACCUGUUCUUCAGCCGGCGACAACGGCAAGAGCGAACCAAUGGAGAAGUCCGGCUACCUGUUGAAAAUGGUGAAGACCUGGAAGAAAACGUGGAAGAGACGCUGGUUUGUCCUUAAAGACGGAGAGCUGCUCUACUACAACUCACCUAGUGACGUGAUCAGAAAACCUCAGGGUCAGAUCGAAGUCAAUGCCACCAGCAGCAUCGCCCGUGGAGAGGGAAAACAAGUCCUCCAGGUGGUGACAGGGAAGCGUGUGUACUACCUGAAGGCUGACUCCCCCAACCUGCUGGAGGAGUGGCUCAGGGUGCUGCAGAGCGUGCUCAGGGUGAAAGCUGCCAGUCCUCUCUUCACCCAGCCGGAUAUUCGCCCCGGCAUGAAGGGACUGCUCAUCAAGGUGAAGCACGGCUACUCUAAGCGGGUUUGGUGCGCCCUGAUUGGCAAAACCUUGUACUAUUUCCGCAGCCAAGAGGACAAGUUCCCCCUGGGUCAGAUUAAGCUGUGGGAGGCCCGGGUGGAGGAGGUAGACAGGUCAAGAGAUUCAGAUGAUGACCUAAAGGCAUGUGGGCGGGGCUUACAGGCAGCAUCUUUUACCAUCGCCAUCCACCCACAAGAGCAAGGGCCGACCUACUUACUCAUCGAGUCCCGCCACGAAAAGGACUCGUGGCUGUACCACCUGUCUGUGGCAGCGGGAACCACCGUGGGUAACGUCGGCACUGAGUUUGAACAGUUGGUGGGAAAACUCUUCCAACUGGACGGAGAUCCAAACUCUCAGAUCUGGAGACAUCCCAUGCUGUGUUUCAGUAAGGAAGCUCUGUUGUCUCCUCUCACCACCCUGCCUUCACAAGCUCUGCAGACAGAGGCCGUUAAACUCUUUAAGACUUGUCAGCUUUUCAUCAACGUAGCCAUUGACGCUCCGGCCAUUGACUACCAUGUCUCACUGGCCCAGAGUGCUUUGCAGGUGUGUCUGGCCCACCCAGAGCUCCAGAAUGAGUUCUUCUGCCAGCUCAUCAAACAGACCCGCAGGAGGCAGCCACACGGCCAUCCAGGGCCGCUACAGGGUUGGCAGUUCCUAGCCUUGUGUGUCGGUCUGUUUCUGCCUCAGCACCCGUUCCUCUGGCUGCUCCGGGUUCACCUCAAAAGACACGGAGACGCCAGGACUGAGGUGGGAAAGUAUGCCAUCUACUGCCAGCGCUCUAUGGAGCGGACCCAGCAGAAGGGCGAGAGGCAUGCCAGGCCGUCACGUAUGGAGAUACUGUCGAUCCUACUGAGGAAUCCCUAUCAUCACUCUCUGCCAUUCAGCGUUCCUGUUCACUUCCUCAAUAACACCUACCAGGUGGUGAGCUUUGAUGCUUCGACCACAGUGGACGAGUUCCAGUGUCGCCUCAACCAGGACACCGGCAUAAGGAAAACAGGGCUCUCUGGUUUUAGCUUGUACACUGAUGACCCUACUGGAAGAGAGCUGGAACACUGCCUGCAAGGAGGCAUCAAGAUUUGUGACAUUAUCUCCAAAUGGGAGCAAGCGUCUAAGGAGAAGCACACUGGCAAGUCUGAAAACACCAGGACUGUCCGCCUCACCUACAAGAACAGGCUGUACUUCUCCCUCCAGGUCAGGGGGGAGUCAGAGAGGGAGAGGCUGCUGCUGGCUUAUCAGACAAAUGAGGCCAUUGUAGCGGGACACUUCCCUGUUAACAAGGAGCUGGCUCUAGAAAUGGCUGCCCUGCUGGCCCAGGUGGAGUUUGGGGACUUUGAGCGCCCCUUCUCAGCUCCUGGAUCAGCCCAGACCAAGUCUAACCAAACCCUGAAACAGGUCCUGGACAGAUUUUACCCAAAACAUUACCGCAGGGCAACAUCUGAGGAGCAGCUCAGACAACUGCUGCAGCGCCUCUCUGCCCGCUGGGCCUCCCUCAGGGGUCGGAGCCCCCCCGAGUGUGUCAGGAUCUACCUGACCGUUGCCAGGAAGUGGCCGUUCUUUGGAGCCAAAUUAUUUGAAGCAGAGUCUAUCACUCCCUCUCCGGAGCAGGGGGAACGUGUUUGGCUGGCCGUGCACGAAAAUGGCAUCAGCGUUCUGGAAAACAACUCUGUUAAGCCGCUGGUGUCCCACCCGUACAAGAGCCUGAUGACGUUCGGGGGCUGCAAACAGGACUUCAUGCUGGUCGUGGGGCAGAGCGUCGGGGCCAACGCCAGCAAAGACAAACCUACAGAGAAACAUCUGUUUGCUAUGGACGCCUCCAAGAUUAGGGAGAUCACCCUCCUCCUCUCCAGUUACAUCAACAGCGCUCAUCAGCAGAAGGCCGCCGCCCACCACCUCUCUGCCCCGGCUCUGAUGGCGGCCCAGCCCAUCAGCCUGAAGAGCAGGGAUCUGAGGAGCAAAUCCCCACCAGCACUGGGACGCCCCAGCAAGACCCCCACGCUGCUGUGACCGCCUCCGAUCUCUCUGAGGAACGUUCACUUCCCAGAAAUGAAGGAUUUAUUUACAGUUGCACAAAGCCUGAAUCCCAUUGUCACACAGCUCUUCCUUCUCAUCAGUGUGCCAGAUUAAUUUCUUGUAAGGUUGCUUCGCUGCCUACUGGAAGUGACAAGCAUAGUCUUGUCUAAACCACGGUUGUUCCAUCCCCGUUGAGUUUGUCCUUUCAUUUUAAAGCAUUUGAACUCCUGAAAGGUGACCUGAGUGCAUUCCUCAGAGAACAUAUGGAACUGGUGCAGUGAGCUGGUGCAAAGGUGUCCUAAGAGGCUUCGCUUAACAAUCUGCCAUAUAUCAUAUAAGACAUAUUUGGUCUACCUGAUGAUUGUAAAGAUAAGUCGACACUAUUUAUUGACAGGGUCAAAUAAUCCAUCUGUGCCGUGUGGUGCAUUUUUCUUCUUCUUUUUUUUUAAAGGUGUUCUUUGAAGUAAACUUUUGUAUACAAAAGGUAAUGAGGCCUUGUUAAGAAGGGUAUAUUUGAAUCUUUUUUUUCUGUCCUCCUGUAGGGCACAAUAACUCUACCAGGGUUUAAAACCCUUCCAGCGGUGGAUAGCGUUGCAUAAUGAAGGAUACUAAAGCAUAGGGCAAGACUGCAGCUGAAGAAAAUGUUAAUGUAAGUGUAUAUGUGUGUGUGUGUGUGUAUUUGCAAUGCAACAGAUGUAAUUGGUAAGCCUGUAGAGUGGCAGUUGGUUGCGUCGGGGAAGGUUUCCAGUUUAUAAGAGGACACCAGUUUGGACCCUGUGUGCUCUUAGUUACUGAAUAGCCAGCAGAGUGGUGAAACUUUAAUCAUCUAUAAACACUUUGAGCCUUUCCGGUGGAGUGCACAAUUGAAAUCUGCGAGAUGCCCCCACUAAGGAUUUCACAUGACGUCAUUUAGAGAAGUAAUGCAGGGUUUAGGUUGAUUUUGAGGAAGAUGGUCAAGGCAUGUGAUAAGGGAACUGGUUGCUCGGGUUACAG
This is a messenger RNA of Etheostoma spectabile (orangethroat darter), 5559 nucleotides long. It is a transcript of the gene plekhh2, whose product is annotated as pleckstrin homology domain containing, family H (with MyTH4 domain) member 2. Gene Ontology annotation, molecular function: actin binding. Gene Ontology annotation, cellular component: cytoskeleton; cytoplasm. Gene Ontology annotation, biological process: negative regulation of actin filament depolymerization. The record is from RefSeq and is a predicted model, not a curated record. NCBI's taxonomy places the organism in Eukaryota, Metazoa, Chordata, Actinopteri, Perciformes, Percidae.